Messenger RNA from Boeremia exigua, 4589 nucleotides. Its product is annotated as multidrug resistance protein CDR2. Lineage: Eukaryota; Fungi; Ascomycota; Dothideomycetes; Pleosporales; Didymellaceae. Gene Ontology annotation, biological process: transmembrane transport. Gene Ontology annotation, cellular component: membrane. Bases 271 to 4479 code for a protein of 1402 amino acids. The record is from RefSeq and is a predicted model, not a curated record. The transcript is spliced from 5 exons. Gene Ontology annotation, molecular function: ABC-type transporter activity; ATP hydrolysis activity; ATP binding.
AACAUUUCAACCGGAGGGUUGUCGCACCGCUCACAGAAUUUGUAGUAAUCUCACAGACUGCCCUAAUUUUACGCAGCCAUUUUCCUUCCGUUUCAGAGGAUGAUAAGUAGCUAUAACGUCCCGUGAUAUUCUCAGCACUACUCCUGAGUGACUUCCCAGAGCCUCAUUAAUGUUUUUCGACGCUUCAUUUUGCUCCCAUUAAUCUCGAACCAUUCCUACACCGAAAUAAUUUAUACCCGAUUCGCUUUAGAAACCUCUUAACAUCUGAUAAUGGACACACCAGCAUCUGAAGUGUCGUACUCUAUAGAAGGGACUGAUGCCGACCCGGAUGUGUCAGAAAAACCCCGGAUCGAAAACGUCGAAAGUCCACAUACUUUCCAAAAGGUUCAAGAACAUCAGCGUCGCCUCCAAACCGAAGAUUCCAAGCCCAAGAAGCUCGGUGUAACAUGGAACAAUCUCACUGUCAAAGGCGCGAGCAGCGAAGCACUCUUCAACGAAAAUGUCGUCUCACAGUUCCUUCCGUUCGGCAAGGGCUCCCAGGAUGUUUCAAACAAGACAAUCAUCGACUCUUCAUUUGGUUGCGUUAAACCUGGAGAGAUGCUCCUCGUGCUUGGCCGUCCAGACGCAGGCUGCACGAGCUUGCUGAACAUGUUGUCGAACAAUCGCCUCGGAUACGCCGAGAUAGACGGAGAGGUCUCAUUUGGUGCCAUGACCAAUGUUGAGGCAGAGAAAUAUCGCGGUCAAAUCAUCAUGAAUACUGAGGAGGAAAUAUUCUUCCCAGCCCUGACAGUCAGCCAGACGAUUGACUUCGCUACCCGUCUUAGGGUUCCCCAUCACCUUCCGCCAGGUGUCAAGAAUGCCGAGGAGUACGCGCAGAUCAACGAGGACUUCUUGCUAUCAACGAUGGGCAUUGAGCAUACAAAAGGUACCAAGGUGGGUGACGCGUACAUCCGUGGAGUUUCAGGUGGGGAGCGGAAACGCGUUUCCAUUGUCGAAUGCCUCGCCACCCGAGGAAGCGUCUUUUGCUGGGACAACAGUACUCGAGGACUCGAUGCCAGCACCGCAUUAGAAUGGACCAGAGCCAUGCGGGCAAUGACGGACAUACUAGGCCUCACGACUAUCGCGACAUUAUAUCAAGCAGGAAACGGCAUAUUCGAACAGUUUGACAAAGUCCUUGUUCUGGAUGAAGGGAAACAAAUAUUCUAUGGCCCACGCGAGGAUGCUGUGCCUUUUAUGGAGGAUCUUGGUUUUGUGUGCAAUCCUGCAGCAAACAAAGCCGACUUCUUAACAGGUGUGACAGUGCCUACCGAACGGGCGAUUAAGCCUGGCUACGAGGAGAAGUUCCCUCGCACUGCUGAUGAAAUCCGUACAGCUUAUGAGGGGUCGGCUAUCAGAACGAAAUUACUUACUGAGUGCGAUUACGCGCGAAGUGCAGAAGCCGCACACAACACAGCCGAAUUCAAAGCCGAGGUAGCUGCUGAGAAGAACCCUCGACUUCCAAAAAGAGCCUCCGAAUCCGUUGGCUUUGAUGCCCAGGUUAGAGCAGCUGUGACCCGCCAGUUUCAAAUAUUAUGGGGAGAUAAGGCAACUUUGUUCUUGAAGCAAGGCUCUGCGACGAUUCAAGCGCUUGUCGGUGGCUCGCUCUUCUACAAUGCGCCGACUCAUUCCGCUGGGCUUUUCCUCAAAAGUGGCGCACUGUUCUUUUCACUCCUAUACCCCGCUCUUAUCGCGCUCUCCGAGGUCACAGACUCCUUCACGGGUAGACCUGUUCUGGCCAAACACCGGUCCUUCGCCCUUCAUCAUCCUACUGCCUUUGUAAUCGCUCAGAUUGCCACUGAUAUUCCAAUCAUGCUUUUCCAAAUUACACAAUUUGGGUUGAUCCUAUAUUUCAUGGUCGGAUUCCGGUACACAGCUGAAGCUUUUUUCACAUUCUGGGCCAUCACCUUUAUGGCAGCUAUGGCGAUGACACAACUGUUUCGUCUGAUUGGAGCUGCAUUUCCUACGUUUGAUGCCGCAACCAAGGCAUCUGGACUCGUCAUUGUCAGCAUGUUCGUCUACAUGGGCUACAUGAUCAUCAAGCCUAUCAUGCAUCCCUGGUUUGUGUGGAUCUACUGGAUCAAUCCUAUGGCUUAUGGGUUUGAGGCCCUAAUGGGAAACGAGUUUCAUGGCCAAGACAUACCAUGCGUUGGCCCGAAUCUCGCUCCAAACGGCGAGGGGUACACACCUGGCGAAAGCCCUCAAGCUUGUACUGGAGUAGGUGGCGCGCGCGUAGGUGCAUCGAGCGUAAACGGUGACGAAUACCUUCAACAUCUCGGUUUCAGUCAUGGCAAUAUCUGGCGUAACUUCGGCAUCCUCUGCGCUUGGUGGAUCUUCUAUGUCGUUCUCACCAUGGUCUUCACAUCUCGAUGGAAGAAGAUGGGUGAGGGAGGCCGUGGACUGCUCAUACCUCAAGAAAAGCGUGGCAAAGUACAUCGCCAAUUAACGCGAGAUGAAGAGGCACCAGCAAGCGAUAUACGACCAAGCGCAAGCUCGACUAAGUCUGAUGCUACUCUUGCCAGUCAGCUCAUUCAUAACACCAGCGUAUUUACGUGGAAAAAUCUCACCUACACCGUGAAUACUCCAUCUGGCGAACUUGUGCUUCUGGAUAAUGUCCAGGGGUACGUUAAACCUGGUAUGCUUGGAGCACUUAUGGGUUCCUCGGGCGCAGGCAAAACGACCUUGCUUGAUGUGCUUGCGCAACGCAAGACAGAUGGCACAAUCCAUGGAUCCGUUCAGGUUGAUGGUCGGCCUCUCCCAGUUUCUUUCCAACGAUCGGCUGGGUAUGUCGAACAGAUGGACGUUCAUGAACCACUGGCCACCGUGCGUGAAGCACUAGAGUUUUCCGCCCUCCUGCGUCAAUCUCGCGACACGCCACGUGCUGAAAAGCUGCAAUACGUCGAUACAAUAAUCGAACUCCUGCAGCUUCAUGAUAUUGAGAACACUCUCGUCGGUCGCCCAGGAGCCGGCUUGUCAGUUGAACAGCGCAAACGCCUCACUAUCGGCGUCGAGUUGGUCGCCAAACCUAGUAUUUUGAUCUUCCUGGAUGAACCCACGUCUGGCCUUGAUGGUCAAGCUGCCUACAACACGGUUCGAUUCCUACGCAAACUAGCUGAAGUUGGUCAGGCUGUUCUAGUUACCAUUCAUCAACCGUCAGCACAGUUGUUUGCACAAUUCGAUACACUCCUGCUAUUAUCAAAGGGCGGGAAAACCGUCUACUUUGGCGACAUUGGAGAAGAUGCGGAGACAGUCAAGAACUACUUUGCCAUCCGAGGAGCACCUUGUCCAAAGGAGGCGAACCCGGCUGAGCACAUGAUUGAAGUGGUUUCCGGCAGCCUUUCGCGUGGCCAGAACUGGAACAAAGUUUGGCUUGAGUCACCAGAAUUUGAGCGUAUGAACAACGAGCUGGACAGACUGAUCGAAGACGCAGCAGCAAAACCUGCAGGCUACGUCGAUGAUGGUCAUGCAUUCGCCGCAUCCAUGUGGGACCAAAUCAAGAUUGUCACGCAUCGAAUGAACGUUGCGAUAUUCCGCAACGUUGAAUAUCUUGAUAACAAGUUUAUCUUGCAUAUAUCACUGCCUUUGCUAAACGGCUUUACUUUUUGGCAAGUGGGUAACAGUCUAAACGACCUACAGCUGCGACUGUUCACUAUUUUCAACUUCAUCUUUGUAGCACCUGGUGUUAUUGCACAGCUACAACCACUGUUUAUCGACCGUCGCGAUAUCUACGAAACUCGCGAAAAGAAGAGCAAAACAUACCAUUGGAUACCAUUUGUUACAGGUCUAAUCGUUUCAGAAUUGCCGUAUCUGGUCAUCUGCGCAUUACUAUAUUAUGUGUGCUGGUACUUUACAGUUGGUUUACCGACCGAACCCAAGUAUGCUGGCAGCACAUUUUUUGUUGUGGUCUUCUACGAAUUCCUCUACACCGGAAUCGGGCAAAUGAUCGCUGCCUAUGCUCCCAACGCUGUUUUUGCCUCGUUGAUGAACCCUCUCGUCAUCACGACAUUGGUGUCCUUCUCUGGCGUCAUGGCACCGUAUAGUCAAAUCCAGGAAUUCUGGCGGUACUGGCUUUACUACAUUGACCCCUUCAACUAUCUUAUGUCAUCGCUACUCGUAUUUACCUCUUGGUCCUCCAAGGUAGUCUGCAACCCAAGCGAACUGGCAAUAUUUGACCCACCAUCAAAUCAGACGUGUGGCGAAUAUCUGUCACAAUAUCAACGAGGUAUGGGUGUCGAGACCAAUCUGCUCAAUCCGAGUGCACUUGAAGGUUGCCAAGUGUGUCAAUACUCGGAUGGCGCAGGAUUCCUUCGGACGCUCAACUUGAAAGAAGAGUACUAUGGGUGGAGAAACGCUGCCAUUGUGGUCCUUUUCUGUUUCAGUAGCUAUGGUCUUGUGUUCUUGAUGAUGAAGUUGAGGACGAAGGCAACCAAACGCGCUUCAUAGUGCCGGGUGGUAUGGAUGAGGAGGAGGCAAGAAAGGCAUGACUAAUACCUCGGUAGUCACAAGGCGUGCUCUCUGUAUUUUAGACUGAUAGAAUUUCCUGUUCUUAGACG